Messenger RNA from Colletotrichum lupini, 1050 nucleotides. RefSeq lists its product as uncharacterized. The coding region runs from base 1 to 1050 and encodes 349 amino acids. The record is from RefSeq and is a predicted model, not a curated record. The transcript has 2 exons. NCBI's taxonomy places the organism in Eukaryota, Fungi, Ascomycota, Sordariomycetes, Glomerellales, Glomerellaceae.
AUGACCGCAGAAUCCAGUAUGGGCUUCUUCCGCCGCAUGUUUGCUUUCUUGGAAGAAGGUUCACACCAUGCCUUGUCCAAGGGCAAGCCAAGCCGAAGUCUUAUGAGCGCCGCUGUCGCCCUCAACAAGAUGGGUCGUAGGCCAUCUUCCAAUAGCUUCCGAGGAGAAAAUGUGGCUUCCAACAGCCUAACAACUACUCGAUGCCACGCUGCCACUUGCGAAAGCAGCUCCGAAUCCAUCUCGAACCACUCUGCGACUGCCACAGCCCAAGACGAAAGCCAGCUUUGCGUCCUGAACGAUGCGAUUGACUUUGAGCCCGAGAAGCAGCUCGCUAUUCUUAAGAGUAAGCAGAAGGUUUCUGGCCUUUCCGAUCUGUACCAGGGUCAGGCAUUCCCUCCUAUCGAGCAUCUUCUUACCAAGCCAGAGAGGCAACGAAUCCGACAAGUCUCAGUCUCUCAUGUAUCGACAAUCAGCUCAAGCUCCCUUAGUAAACAAUGUGAUCUAGACGAAAGCGUUUUUGUCAGAUUCCCGUCUUUUGAGCAGGCUGGGGUGAAGCAGCUCGGCGAACUCCUCGAGCACGAGAGCCGCUUUGCUAAGUACCAUGAAGAGGAUGACGAUUGCGAUGAGUGGGGCAUCCAGUGCGGUGGCAUCGACGAAGCUGCGGUCUCGUCGAAGAGACACCCCAACAUCGUCAACUACGAGAAGUACAUCGACAACAGUGUGAUUCAACAGAUCUAUGAAGAUCUUCCCGAGGCCGAGAAUGCCGAUUUCAAGACUGCCACAAAGUCGGCUCGCAACUUGCGAUUUGGCAACUACACCACCGGCAAGUAUGUGAAGAUCAAGUCGAAGCAGGAUGAUGGCGUGUCGAAGCCGCAAAAGAAGCCGGGCAAGUGGGUUGCUGGUCUCCUUCGUAAGGCCUUCAGUCUCUUCUUUCCGAAAGUUGCCCAGCCUGCCCUGUCCCUUGCCGCUGAACCGCGAGUUCGUUUCUGCCAUCCUCUUGGAUUAUCUGAAGUACUUUAUACGAUGGAGACGCAUCACGCUUGCGGCUGA